This is a messenger RNA of Rhagoletis zephyria (snowberry fruit fly), 316 nucleotides long. The record is from RefSeq and is a predicted model, not a curated record. NCBI's taxonomy places the organism in Eukaryota, Metazoa, Arthropoda, Insecta, Diptera, Tephritidae.
AUGGCGGGCAUGCAUCCUCUCUCCGCGGCGGCAGGCAUCGUCGGCAGCAAUGGAAACGUGUCCGCGCCAGGUGGUGGUGCUGGUGGUGGCAAUAAUGGCAAUAAUGGAGCAUCCGGGGCAGCUAGUGGCGCCCACCCGCCCACCGUCUCCAGUCCCUCCGGAGGACUGAACGGCAGCAGAGGCGGAGAGGGCAGCAGUGCCAACAACGCCAACAAUGGCGCCAAUGAGGGUGAGGCUGCAAGAGACGAUGACCGCCCCGAGUCGAGUCGCAGCAACAAGUCAGAUUCACCCACCUCGUUGGUCAUUCCCAGGCCAG